Molecule: messenger RNA, 1660 nt
Organism: Cucurbita moschata (crookneck pumpkin)
Lineage: Eukaryota; Viridiplantae; Streptophyta; Magnoliopsida; Cucurbitales; Cucurbitaceae
Product: 60S ribosomal protein L8-1
Exons: 4
Coding region: 44-820 (258 amino acids)
Biological process (GO): cytoplasmic translation
Cellular component (GO): cytosolic large ribosomal subunit; ribosome
Molecular function (GO): structural constituent of ribosome; RNA binding
Source: RefSeq, a predicted model, not a curated record
GGUGCGGUAGUGUACUAAAACUCUCCAAUCUCACGGAGUCGCCAUGGGAAGGGUCAUUCGUGCUCAGCGUAAGGGAGCGGGGUCCGUCUUCAGGUCCCAUACACAUCAUCGGAAGGGCCCAGCCAGGUUCCGAAGUCUCGAUUUCGGGGAACGAAAUGGUUAUUUGAAAGGAGUCGUCACUGAGAUCGUUCACGACCCAGGCCGUGGAGCGCCGCUUGCUCGAGUUUCCUUCCGCCAUCCUUUCAGAUACAAGAAACAGAAUGAACUGUUUGUUGCAGCUGAAGGUAUGUACACUGGCCAAUUUGUUUACUGCGGGAAGAAGGCAAAUCUUGUGGUCGGAAAUGUCCUGCCGAUAAGAUCGAUCCCUGAAGGUGCUGUUGUCUGCAACGUUGAACACCAUGUCGGUGACCGUGGUGUUUUUGCCAGGUGCUCGGGAGAUUACGCAAUUGUUAUCAGUCACAAUCCUGAUAACGACACUUCCAGGAUCAAGCUUCCAUCUGGAUCAAAGAAAAUAGUUCCAAGUGGGUGCCGAGCCAUGGUCGGGCAGGUUGCAGGUGGAGGUAGGACUGAGAAGCCCCUUCUUAAGGCUGGUAGUGCAUACCACAAAUUCAGAGUGAAGAGGAACAGCUGGCCUAAGGUUCGUGGUGUUGCAAUGAACCCGGUUGAGCAUCCUCACGGAGGAGGUAACCACCAACACAUUGGACAUGCCAGCACUGUCAGGCGGGAUGCACCGCCUGGUCAGAAGGUCGGUCUCAUUGCUGCAAGAAGAACUGGUAGGCUCAGAGGACAAGCUGCAGCCACUGCCGCUAAAUCUGAUUAGGGAACCAACUUCGACAUUACAAUAAUUUAGGUUGUCAAUUCGUUUCUAGGCCAUUUCAUUUUUCUUCCCUCCAUCGGAAGAAUUAUUUAUUUAUUUAUUUAUUUAAAAGCUCUGAACGCUUUAUUAUUUACUUUUUAAAAAUGCCACCUCGGUAAUCUAAUAAAUGUUUUAUUUGAGGCGGAUUGAGGGAGACAUUAUUUUUGCUAAAAAUAUAUUCGAAAUAUUUAUAGCAACUUAAAAAUGGGCCUGGGCUUUAAUAUUCUAGCGGGCUGCGGGCCGUAAGGCCCAUGCUGCUCAACUUUCGAGCCCAUGAAUGCUAAAAUGAAGAUUCAAGUGCUCGAACUGCUCUGCCCGCAUGUGUUGCAGACAGUAAUGGCGCUUUUGCAGACCACAAUUUGCGUUCGCAUUUUCACAAUCCUCUUCUUCCUCGUCUUUCUCCUGUCUGGGAAAUCUUGUUGUAUCAGAACCCUGAAUCGGAUUGCGGACUCUAACAAGAUUCCGUCAAGCCAUCACUCCUUGAAAACGGCAGUCUUCGCUUUGGGAUGUUUCUGGAGAUCGGAAGCCGUCUUUGGUUGCUUGGAUGGAGUCGUCCGGACCACCGUCGGCUACGCCGGUGGUACUAAACUGAAUCCUGAGUAUCGUAGCUUGGGGGAUCAUGCCGAGUCUGUCCGGGUCGAAUAUGAUCCCAAGCUUACUAGUUUCAGGCAACUCUUAGAGGUUUUUUGGUCCAGUCAUGAUUCUAGGCAAGUGUUUGGACAGGGUCCGGAUGUGGGCAACCAGUAUAGAUCUAUCAUUUUUACUAAUGGCACCGAAGAAUCUAGACUGGCUGCUGUCAGCAAA